AUGAGUGUUUCAGGGCCACCAGGACCACCUGGACGGGAUGGUCAACCUGGCAAGGCAGGACCACCGGGUCCACCGGGCGAUCCAGGCGAGAAAGGUGCCGACGGUUUGCCGGGCCCACAUGGACCGCCCGGACCACGUGGACCACCAGGGCAGCCUGGUUCGUGCGACCAUUGCCCGCCUCCGCGAACAGGACCCGGUUAUGCGCACCGAUUUAAAUAG
Gongylonema pulchrum is the source of this 219-nucleotide messenger RNA. The record is from the annotation of a GenBank genome assembly. Lineage: Eukaryota; Metazoa; Nematoda; Chromadorea; Rhabditida; Gongylonematidae.